This is a messenger RNA of Cervus elaphus (red deer), 6420 nucleotides long. RefSeq names its product peroxidasin (gene PXDN). The record is from RefSeq and is a predicted model, not a curated record. The coding region runs from base 123 to 4550 and encodes 1475 amino acids. Gene Ontology annotation, biological process: response to oxidative stress. Gene Ontology annotation, molecular function: peroxidase activity; heme binding; protein binding. NCBI's taxonomy places the organism in Eukaryota, Metazoa, Chordata, Mammalia, Artiodactyla, Cervidae. The transcript is spliced from 23 exons.
GCGCACAGCUGGGACGUGGGCCGCGCCUGGGCGGCGGGCGGGCGCAGUCCGGAGCCGGCGGUGGACGCGCCGGGCCCCUCGCUGUCGGUCCGCGCGCCCGAGCGCCCCGAGCGCCGUGGGUCAUGGCCGUGCGCGCCGCGCGCCCCUGCCUGCUGGCGCUCGUGCUGUGCUGGUGCUGGGGGGCGCUGGCCGAGGUCGCCCCCAGGCCGACCAACGGGUGUCCGAGCCGCUGCCUCUGCUUCCGCACCACGGUGCGCUGCAUGCAUCUGCUGCUGGAGGCCGUGCCCGCCGUGGCGCCGCAGACCUCCAUCCUGGAUCUUCGCUUUAACAGAAUCAGAGAGAUCCAGCCGGGGGCUUUCAGGGGGCUGAGAAACCUGAACACAUUGCUUCUCAACAAUAAUCAGAUCAAGAGCAUACCCGGUGGGUCAUUUGAAGACUUGGAGAAUCUGAAAUACCUCUAUCUGUACAAGAAUGAGAUCCAGGCGAUUGACCGGCAGGCCUUCAAGGGGCUUGCCUCUCUUGAGCAACUAUACCUGCACUUCAAUCAGAUAGAAACUUUGGACCCAGAGUCAUUUCAGCAUCUGCCAAAGCUGGAGCGGCUGUUUUUACAUAACAACCGAAUUACACAUUUGGUUCCAGGGACAUUUAAUCACUUGGAAUCUAUGAAAAGAUUGCGCCUGGACUCCAACGCGCUUCGCUGUGACUGUGAGAUCCUGUGGCUGGCAGACCUGCUGAAGGGCUACGCGCGGUCAGGAAACGCGCAGGCCGCGGCCACCUGUGAGUAUCCCAGGCGCAUCCAGGGCCGGUCCGUGGCCACCAUCACCCCGGAGGAGCUGGACUGUGAAAGGCCGCGGAUCACGUCGGAGCCGCAGGAUGCCGACGUCACCCUGGGCAACACCGUCUUCUUCACCUGCAGGGCCGAGGGCAACCCCAAGCCCGAGAUCAUCUGGCUGCGGAACAACAAUGAGCUGAGCAUGAAGACAGAUUCCCGCUUGAACUUGCUGGAUGACGGGACCCUCAUGAUCCAGAACACGCGAGAGACGGACCAGGGCAUCUACCAGUGCAUGGCAAAGAAUGUGGCCGGGGAGGUGAAGACACAGGAGGUGACCCUCAGGUACUUCCGGUCUCCAGCUCGCCCGGCGUUUGUGAUCCAGCCCCAGAACACAGAGGUGCUGGUGGGGGAGAGUGUGACCUUGGAGUGCAGCGCCACGGGCCACCCCCCGCCGCAGAUCACCUGGACCAGGGGCGACCGCAGCCCCGUGCCCACGGACCCCCGGGUGAGCAUCACCCCGUCCGGCGGCCUCUACAUCCAGAACGUGGAGCAGGAGGACAGUGGGGAGUACACCUGCUUCGCCUCCAACACCGUGGACAGCAUCCACGCCACGGCCUUCAUCAUCGUCCAAGCGCUUCCUCAGUUCACCGUGACGCCCCAGGACAGAGCUGUCAUCGAGGGCCAGACCGUUGAGUUCCACUGCGAGGCAAAGGGCUACCCGCAGCCCGUCAUCGCCUGGACGAAGGGAGGGAGCCAGCUGUCGGUGGACAGGCGCCACCUGGUCCUGUCGUCGGGGACGCUGAGGAUCUUGGCUGUCGCCCUGCACGACCAGGGCCAGUACGAGUGCCAGGCCGUGAACAUCAUCGGCUCCCAGAGUGUCGCCGCACACCUGACCGUCCAGCCCCGAGUUACCCCAGUGUUCACCAGCGUCCCCAGGGACAUGACGGUGGAGGUGGGCAGCAACGUGCAGCUGCCCUGCCGUCCCCAGGGCGAGCCGGAGCCCGCGGUCACCUGGAACAAGGAUGGGGUUCAGGUGACGGAAAGCGGGAAAUUUCACAUCAGCCCCGAGGGGUUCCUCACCAUCCGUGACGUUGGAACCGCAGACGCUGGCCGCUAUGAGUGUGUGGCACGGAACACGAUCGGGCAGGCGUCGGUCAGCAUGGUGCUCAGCGUGAACGUUCCUGAUGUCAGUCGGAACGGGGACCCGUUUGUGGCCACGUCCAUCGUUGAAGCUAUCGCGACUGUGGACAGAGCCAUCAACUCCACGCGGACACAUUUGUUUGACAGCCGCCCUCGCUCCCCGAACGACCUGCUGGCCCUGUUCCGGUAUCCGCGGGACCCCUACACGGUGGAGCAGGCCCGGGCCGGGGAGAUCUUCGAGCGGACGCUGCAGCUGAUCCAGGAGCACGUGCAGCAUGGCCUGAUGGUGGACCUCAACGGGACCAGUUACCACUACAACGACCUCGUGUCCCCGCAGUACCUGAGCCUGAUCGCCAACCUGUCGGGCUGCACGGCCCACCGGCGCGUCAACAACUGCUCAGACAUGUGCUUCCACCAGAAGUACCGCACGCACGACGGCACCUGCAACAACCUGCAGCACCCCAUGUGGGGCGCCUCGCUCACCGCCUUCGAGCGCCUGCUCAAGGCCGUGUACGAGAACGGCUUCAACACGCCGCGGGGCAUCGACCCGGGCCGGCGCUACCACGGGCACCCGCUGCCCAUGCCCCGCCUGGUGUCCACGGCCCUCAUCGGCUCGGAGGUCGUCACCCCGGACGAGCAGUUCACACACAUGCUCAUGCAGUGGGGCCAGUUCCUGGACCACGACCUGGACUCCACGGUGGUGGCCCUGAGCCAGGCCCGCUUCUCCGACGGGCAGCACUGCAGCUCGGCUUGCAGCAACGACCCGCCCUGCUUCUCCGUGGCCCUGCCGCCCGACGACCCGCGGGCGCGCAGCGGGGCGCGCUGCAUGUUCUUCGUACGCUCCAGCCCCGUCUGCGGCAGCGGCAUGACGUCGCUGCUCAUGAACUCUGUGUACCCCCGCGAGCAGAUCAACCAGCUCACGUCCUACAUCGACGCCUCCAACGUGUACGGCAGCUCCGAGCACGAGGCCCGCGCGGUCCGCGACCUGGCCAGCCAGCGCGGGCUGCUGCGACAGGGCAUCGUGCAGCGCUCCGGCAAGCCGCUGCUGCCCUUCGCCGCCGGGCCGCCCACCGAAUGCAUGCGGGACGAGAACGAGAGCCCCAUCCCCUGCUUCCUGGCCGGCGACCACCGCGCCAACGAGCAGCUGGGCCUCACCAGCAUGCACACGCUGUGGUUCCGCGAGCACAACCGCGUGGCCGCCGAGCUGCUGGCGCUGAACCCACACUGGGACGGCGACACGGUCUACCACGAGGCCCGCAAGCUGGUGGGCGCCCAGAUGCAGCACAUCACCUACUGGCACUGGCUGCCCAAGGUGCUGGGCGAGGCGGGCAUGAAGAUGCUGGGCGAAUACCGCGGCUACGACCCGGGCGUCAACGCCGGCAUCGUCAACGCCUUCGCCACGGCCGCCUUCCGCUUUGGCCACACGCUCAUCAACCCCCUGCUGCAGCGGCUGGACGAGGACUUCCGGCCGCUGGCGCUGGGCCACGUGCCGCUGCACAAGGCCUUCUUCUCCCCCUUCCGCAUCGUCAACGAGGGCGGCAUCGACCCGCUGCUCCGCGGCCUGUUCGGCGUGCCCGGCAAGAUGCGCGUGCCGUCCCAGCUGCUUAACACGGAGCUCACGGAGCGGCUGUUCUCCAUGGCGCACACGGUGGCGCUGGACCUGGCCGCCAUCAACAUCCAGCGCGGCCGCGACCACGGCAUCCCGCCCUACCACGAGUACCGCGUCUACUGCAACCUGUCGGCCCCCCACACUUUCGAGGACCUGAAGAACGAGAUCAAGAGCCCUGAGAUCCGGGAGAAGCUGCAGCGGCUGUACGGCUCCCCGCUCAACAUCGACCUGUUCCCGGCCCUCAUGGUGGAGGACCUGGUGCCUGGCAGCCGCCUGGGACCCACCCUGAUGUGUCUGCUGAGCACACAGUUCAAGCGCCUCCGGGACGGGGACAGGCUGUGGUACGAGAACCCGGGGGUCUUCACUCCCGCCCAGCUCACCCAGAUCAAGCAGGGCUCGCUGGCCCGCAUCGUGUGCGACAACGCCGACAACAUCACGCGUGUGCAGAGGGACGUGUUCCGCGUGGCCGAGUUCCCCCACGGCUACAGCAGCUGCGACGAGAUCCCCCGGGUGGACCUCCGAGUGUGGCAGGACUGCUGUGAAGACUGCAGAACCCGGGGCCAGUUCAACGCCUUCUCCUACCACUUCCGAGGCAGGCGGUCUCUUGAGUUCAGCUACCAGGAGGAUGAGCCAGCCAGGGAGACAGGGCCCGGGAAGGUGCCAAGAGCCGGGAAGCCCCGGGCACCUCCCAGUAACGCCACGGAUGCCUCCUUGGAGCAGCCGCAGGGGCCGGGGACCAGCGACUUCCGGGAGUUUGUCCUGGAGAUGCAGAAGACCAUCACGGACCUCAGGAAGCAGAUAAAGAAACUCGAGUCUCGGCUCGGCACAGACUGUGUGGAUGCAGACGGCAGCUCGUACGCGGACGGGGCUGAGUGGGCGCGGGAUCCCUGCACCACCUGUGAAUGCCGCGAUGGGCAGGUCACCUGCUUCGUGGAGACUUGCCAGCCAGCUGAUUGCCCAGCGCCCGCCAGGGUCAGCGGAGCCUGCUGCCCCGUGUGCUCCGGAGACUCCACGGGGAAGCAGCCCUGAGCGUCUGCGAGCCCGGAGCUUCUCCUGGCCCCGGGAGCUAGGCCGCGCAGGGGCCGGGGCGGUGAGGCUGGGAUGCGGGGGCCACGGCUCGGGGCCGUGCGAGCUCGCCCGGGGACCCCCAGCCUGAACAUUUCACCGGCCUGAGCGUUCACCGGCAGACCGUGGGGCAGACACGUGUCCUGACUCGAUCUUAAGGUUUCUCAGGUUUCUAUUUAAUUUUUUUAAUGAAAAAUUGGUGCUACUAUUAAAUUGCACAGUUCAAUCAUUUAGGCUCCUAAUUGAUUUCACCUAGUAUCACCGUUUCUUCUCAACUGAAAGUUAGUCCCGCUGGGUUCCGGCACCAGGAGCCUGCAGAGCGGAGCCGGCAGCGGAGGGACGCAGGAUUUGAAAGAGAAUCCGUCCCUGGCAAACAGAACAGUCUGCACGGACGUGGGGCGGCAGUGCCGGCAGCCAGCACGGGCCCCCGCGCCCCCUCCCUUGGCCCCUGCCGCUCCGCAGGCCCCGCCGGGCCCCGCCGCCUGUGACCCCCGAUUCCACGCGGCCCGGAAGGUUUGAAGCCGCUGCGCUCCCCCGUGACCGGCGCACACGCUGCUGGGUGUGGACCAGGCAAGACGGCACCCCAUCCGCACCAGCAUUGCCCACGGCCACACUCGCCCUGCUCUGCCGCCCGGCUUCACCCGCCAGAGUCCACGGACAAGCCGCCACGCUCUCGAUCCCUGUUCCAACGGGAGGAAUGCGCGCGUCGGGGACUUUCUGACUUCAGGUUGUGAGAGUCCGUUCAAGAAAAGCAGCCGGUCCGUAUACCUCAUUCGUAUCUCUGCCGCGUGUGAUGUUUGAUGAAAUUUCACGCAUGUUUUAGCUUUGAAUACGGCAGAAACAGCACGUCCACGCCGCUCAAGUUCCCGUAGGGCUCAGUGAGAAACAACUUCCAUACCUCAUGGCCUCUGUCUUUUUACUCGACCGGAACCUCCUGUUUGGUUCCAAAUGCAAAUGGUCUGUGUUCUGGAAAACAGGUCCCUGGAUCCCUGCGCUGUUCUCGGACCUGAGUGUCCAGCGAGAGCCGGGCCCUGUGCCGGGCGCAGACAUGGUGCCUGCCCGCGCUUCCUACUGGAGACCCUCUGGGACCCCGGCUGCCUCUGUCCAUGUGGGCGAGUCCGGAGUUGGUGGUACCGUGUGGAGCCUCUCAUGGGCAGGGAAGAGGAGGCAGGUCUCCAGGCGGCGUCCAGCAGGUGCCGGGCACUUUGAAAGCUGAGUUCCGGCCCAGCCCUCCUCCUCCCCGCAGCAGGAGACCCCAGUGCCUGCGGGGCUGCAUUCCAGCUGGGGGGCGGGCGGCGGCUUUCCACACGGGCGGCUGGACUUGUGAGCGCACAUCACUGGUGAUCGGAUCAGUACAAGCCCCAGUGUCCCGGGCACAGGGCUUCUCUUCACAUAGCAGGGCAGACGGGGUAGAUAAUCGGGCCUUGGCACCCAUCUCUGCAGACAGGAAACGGUUCACUUUGUCUGAGGUGGAUGGUUACAUGAGUUGCUCAGGUAUGAGAUCCCACAUUCUGGAGCGUGUGGAGUCUGAAGGCGCCCGAGGUUGAGCGGUGGCCUGGUGCAGAGGACGCGGGGACUGGGAUGGCUCUGUCUGACGCGCCGGGUGGCCGUCUGAGUCACCGGGAAGCUCUGUGGCUGGGGGUGGACCGUCCGCACCCUCCAGCGGCCCCCGAGGAGGACGCAGUGUGUACAUACUCACUGGCCCUUCUAACCAGAUGUUUGCCAGCAGCAAGUGCCUUUCUUCUGUUCAUUGUAAUCAGCCCGUCACCAAAGAGACGUUUGCACUAUGUAACAAUGCCUUUCAGUUCCAAUAAACGGGCCACGUUUCCAAACA